Molecule: messenger RNA, 2295 nt
Organism: Aspergillus affinis
Lineage: Eukaryota; Fungi; Ascomycota; Eurotiomycetes; Eurotiales; Aspergillaceae
Gene: rim8
Product: pH response protein PalF
Exons: 2
Coding region: 1-2295 (764 amino acids)
Biological process (GO): ubiquitin-dependent endocytosis
Cellular component (GO): plasma membrane; cytosol; cytoplasm
Molecular function (GO): protein-macromolecule adaptor activity; ubiquitin protein ligase binding
Source: RefSeq, a predicted model, not a curated record
AUGUCCGUCAACUCUCCCCCCGCCCAACCCUCCUCCUCGCCGCUCGGUCGGAAUCGCAGCUCCCUGCUGGCCCGGUUUUGCUCGCCCUUUUCACAACGGAAUCGCAGCAUCGCCGAUUACUACAUCGAACCCGACGAUCCCUGGCGCUCCUACUUCCCCGGGGAUGCGAUCAAGGGCACUGUUGUCCUUACCGUCGUCCGCCCCGUUCGCAUCACGCAUCUCGUCAUUUGUUUACACGGCUUUGUCAAGGUUUUUAAGAACACCGUCCCGUCGGGAGAGGCCUCUCCGGACGCGGGAUUUUUGGGUCCUGGACGCGGGCGUCGAGGCGCAGAAUAUCUGGGCAAUGGAUUGGCCACAUUAUUUGAGAAUGAGGAUGUCCUCUGCGGAGAGGGUCGUCUUAAGGAGGGGGUCUACAAGUUUCGCUUCGAGAUGUCCUUUCCGCCGUUCGCCUUGCCGAGUAGUAUCAGUUUUGAAAGAGGCACCAUUACUUAUAUGCUUACGUCCACCCUAACCAAACCUACGACGAUGAACCCUACCAUGUCCUGCCGAAAACGCGUGAAUUUGUUGGAAAAUAUCGACAUAGCGCCCUUUCCGGCCCCGAGAGCCCGCGUGGUCACCUUAGAACCGGUAUCGAAACGAUCGAAAUCCAAGGCGAAGGCCAGGUCGGGAGAAUCGGACACCGCGCAGGACUCGACAUCACUAGAGCCGUCGGUGAACGGCACCGCCGGGUCCGCCGAUAAUCGACCGCCCCUCAGUCCCGCGCCGAGCAACGUGAGCUCGUCCAGUCGAUUGAGCAAUAGCAGCCAGAGUUUUCAAAUCGCCAGCGAUCCUAGUUCCUCCACCAGUACGGGGAUGCGAAACAGCGAGGGUCGGAGUACCACACCCUCCAUCGCGGAUAAGACGAUCACCGCCAAGACAGAGGUAUUGCGCGCGGGCGUGCUACCGGGAGAUACGCUCCCCAUCAAAGUCACUAUCAACCACUGCAAACAAGUGCGCAGCGCGCAUGGCAUCAUCGUCACCCUCUACCGCCAGGGCCGCAUCGAUCUCCAUCCGGCCAUCCCUGUCGGCCCGUCGACGGACGGCAAAAAGCCGGUCUACGAGGACUACUACCCCCGAUCGCGGACGGGACUCGGGGGGCUGACAAUCGGGACGAGUCGCACCAGCAGCGUCUUCCGGAAGGACCUGACUCAGACCUUCGCCCCUUUAGUAGUGGAGCCGUCGACCCUCACGGCCGUCGUGAAGACGUCCAUUCGCAUUCCCGAAGACGCCUUCCCCACGAUCACGCGCACGCCGGGCAGCAUGAUCAACUUCCGAUACUACGUCGAGGUGGUAGUGGACCUGCGGGGCAAGCUCGGCUCCCCCGAUCGCCUUCUGCCUCGGUUCAAUCUGAUGACUUCGGGGAGCAACUUCUCCCCGAGCGGACAGAUCUUGAACCCAGCCGAUUCCAACAGCAAUAACAUGAUCACCGCCAACUGGGCCGGCAACAUCCUAGAUACCGACCAGAUUCGGCGCGAGAAAGGCGUCGUGGCCGUCGCCUUUGAGGUGGUGAUCGGCACGCGCGAUUCGCAUCGCCGGAAAAGCCAGACGAAGCGCACGUCCUCCACGGCGGCCAUGUCCGACCUCCAAUCGUCGCAGCCGGCGGAGGUCGACGGCUGGCUCUCCGACCAGAGCCCAAUGCCCACGGCCGACACGGAGCAACACCGUCCGGCACAGGAGGACUACGGGUUCCCUCAGGAGCUGCAAUGGGCGGAUCACGUAGAAGAAUCGCAUUCUCCCCCGCAACCAUACCAGUCCUUGGGGCAAAUGGUGUCGACGCCACAGUCGGAGGAACCGGGCGAUGAGAAAGCCCGGAUGCGCCGUGCCGAACAGACGCUGUUGCCUAGUCAGCCGCCGGACGAGCCCGAGGCGGGACCAUCGACGGAGAUGGUGGUUCCAACGGCGCCUGUGCUACCGGAAGACGAUCGGCUCCAUGACUAUCACCAUCUGCCAUCCCCGGCGGAAGAAAGCAUGCCGCCCGGCUUGGUAUCAGCCGAGUCCGUGCACACUGUGGUACCUGGCAGCAGUGCGUCGGCGGCCGUCGCAACGGCAGCGGAAACUUCUGCCGACGACAAGCAGGAAAUGGAGCGACAAAGGCUCAUGAUGGAGGCCAGUGCUCCGGGCGACGUUGAAGCACCGCCCUCACAUACAGAAUCGGCGGACGGGCCGAGUGCGCCGGUCUUCCAUGACGAUGGCGAUCACCAGUUAGUAGGGGGGAUGGCGCAUGGCGAUGAGUCUCUCCCGCGCUAUCAGCGAUAG